UCCCCUCAAGCCCACUUCUGCUACGAACCGCCAACAAUCUGUAACGUGCUCUGAGAAUCAGAAAUAGGGUUUCCGCUUUACAAAUUCACAAAACUAUAUGUUUAGCUCUUUCAUUUAAUGUAUUUGUUUGUUGCCCAGGCUCUUAAACCGCAGCAAAACCUCUCAGCUAUUGGAAGCACAAGGAGUAUUAGCUUCUCAUUGCUCCACUCUCAUCCCUUUUCCUCCACUUCCAUAUCUAAUAAUCACACACCAACGAACCGAAAGGGUGAGGAUUUGGUGCAUGAAAAAGUAGGAACCAUGUCGACGGAUCUCAAUGAUUUUACCAUCAUCAAGGAAGGCGAGGCUGAGAUCCUCAUGCAUGCCAAAAACGAAGUCUUUUACAACAAAACCCAGGUCAACAACAGAGACAUGUCAAUUGCUGUUCUGAGGACAUACAUAUCCAAACGCAAGCAGGAGCAUGAAGCAAUUUUGUCUAAAAGAUUGAAAUCAGCAAUGAAGGUGGCCCAGAAGGAUGAUUCGGAAUCUGUUGCGGAAGAAGCUCUCAAUGACUAUGCUAUGGAGAGUGAAAAACCUAACGGAGAAUGUGAAGAAAAUGAAGAGAUAUCACAGGAUGAAACUUGUAGCAUAUCACAAGAAUCUGCCAAGGCCCCAGAGGGUAAAGUUCGAGGGGAACUCAAGCCACCAAGAGUUCUUGAGGCCCUUUCAGCUUCUGGAUUGAGAGCUCUAAGAUAUGCCCGUGAAGUAGAUGGGAUUGGUAAAGUUGUUGCACUGGAUAACGAUAAAGCAUCAGUUGAAGCUUGUAGGAGAAACAUAAAAUUCAAUGGUUCGGUGGCAUGUUCGAAGGUGGAAUCUCAGCAUGUUGAUGCUCGUGUGUUUAUGCUUACUCAUCCAAAAGAAUUUGAUGUGGUUGAUCUUGAUCCCUAUGGUUCCCCUUCAAUAUUCCUGGACUCUGCAGUUCAAUCUGUUGUGGAUGGAGGCAUGCUGAUGUGUACAGCAACCGAUAUGGCGGUCCUUUGUGGGGGUAAUGGCGAGGUGUGCUAUUCCAAAUAUGGUUCUUACCCAUUGAGAGGGAAAUACUGCCAUGAGAUGGCUUUGAGGAUUCUUCUUGCAAGCAUCGAGAGCCAUGCAAAUCGCUACAAGCGGUACAUAGUUCCUGUGCUGUCUGUACAAAUGGACUUCUAUGUUCGAGUUUUUGUUCGUAUAUACACUUCUGCAAGUGCGAUGAAGAACACUCCUCUUAAGCUCUCAUAUGUUUAUCAGUGCACUGGUUGUGAUUCUUUUCAUCUUCAAUCCAUUGGAAGGACUCUCUCCAAGAAUAACAGUGUGAGAUAUCUACCUGGAUUUGGUCCUGUUGUUCCCCAAGAGUGUAGCGACUGUGGGAAGAAAUUUAACAUGGGUGGACCUAUCUGGUCUGCUCCCAUCCAUGAUCAGGAGUGGGUGACUUCCAUAUUAUCAGAUGUGAAAUCUAUGAAAGAUAGAUAUCCUGCUUACGAACGCAUCUCUGCUGUAGUGACUACAAUUUCAGAGGAAUUGCCUGAUGUUCCCCUCUUUUUGAGUCUGCACAACCUCUGUGCAACUCUAAAAUGUACUUCACCAUCAGCAGUGAUGUUCCGAUCGGCAGUUAUCAAUGCAGGUUAUCGUAUCUCUGGAACUCACGUGAAUCCACUUGGGUUAAAAUCUGAUGCCCCAAUGGAUGUUAUUUGGGACAUAAUGCGCUGCUGGGUCAAGAAUCAUCCAGUUAAAGCACAGCCACCUGACCAGCCUGGAAGUGUGAUACUUGCUAAAGAACCAAGUCUUGAAGCAAAUUUUGCUCGAGCUGUUGCAUCGCUUAGCAAGGCGCAGGCAAAGAAGAUUGCUCGCUUCCUUCCAAAUCCUGAAAGGCAUUGGGGUCCAAAGGUAAGGGCAGGUCGACAAAUCACCAGCAAACACGUCUCUCUUCUUGGUGCAGAAGCAGUGAAUGGUUGUCUUAACCGUGAAGAUGGUGAUGAGCCCAAUGGUAAGCGUCAAAAAACGGACGAUCCGACUUCAACUUCGGAAAAUUAGCACUCAAUGGUUGCUGCCCACGAAUUUAAUUUGUUCUCCGAUGAGUCAUGGUAAAGAAAAUUUUCCUGUAAGUUUGUUCAAAAGAGAUUGGAAGGGCUUGCAUUUUGCAGCCAGGGAAGGUGCUCUUCCAACUGAUUGUUAUUGUUUCAAGCAAAAAGAGAGAAACUGAGUGAACUUUUUAGUGAAUGUUGAAGCAAAUUUUGACAGUUUUAGGUAUUGGAAAUGUACGAUGUGAUUUUGUUGCUUGCA
Molecule: messenger RNA, 2292 nt
Organism: Carica papaya (papaya)
Lineage: Eukaryota; Viridiplantae; Streptophyta; Magnoliopsida; Brassicales; Caricaceae
Product: tRNA (guanine(26)-N(2))-dimethyltransferase 2-like
Biological process (GO): tRNA N2-guanine methylation
Cellular component (GO): nucleus
Molecular function (GO): RNA binding; tRNA (guanine) methyltransferase activity
Source: RefSeq, a predicted model, not a curated record